AUGGAACGAUCCGAGUUGCUUUAUCACACAUGGGGUCGUUGGCUCGCUGCUGUCACCGUGGCCUUUGUGGGAAAAUUAUCCGCAAUAUGCUACUUCAUAUGGUUCGUGAAGUUAAAAGUAGGAAGACUUUGUGUCCAAGAAAAGUUGAGGGUGGAUUCCGUACAGAAACUAUAUGCAGCCUUAGCGACAAGUUUGAUGCAUGAGCUGCUCGAAAAAGAGGCCACUACCGCAGCAUCCGAACAACCACAUCGACAAAGCAAUGACAAUUGGUUACCGGGGUCGGAUCCACUUAUCAAGCGCAAAGCACAAGCACAAGCACAACAGCUGUAG
Molecule: messenger RNA, 330 nt
Organism: Zychaea mexicana
Lineage: Eukaryota; Fungi; Mucoromycota; Mucoromycetes; Mucorales; Lichtheimiaceae
Exons: 5
Coding region: 1-330 (109 amino acids)
Source: RefSeq, a predicted model, not a curated record